UUAGCCCUAACCCUCUGCUCUGCUGCAACGCAACGAGUGAAAUAAAGUUUCUUCUCUCUCAGAAAUCUGAAUGAAUAGCAAUUUUUGAAAGGGAAAAGGAACAUGUUUUAUUCGCAGACAUUUUUGGCUCGUAAGGGCCCUCUUGGAACAGUGUGGUGCGCCGCUCAUCUCCAGCACCGCCUCAAGAAGUCUCAUUACACCGCCGCCGAUAUCCCUUCCACCGUUGAUCUCAUAAUGUUCCCAGAAGUUCCCAUUGCACUAAGAAUGUCAGGCCACCUUCUUUUGGGCGUUGUUCGUAUAUACUCUAAGAAAGUUGAUUAUCUUUUCCAUGACUGCAACAUCGUCCUUAUUGGGUUAAGAAAGGUCUUUGCUUCCGUUCAAGUUGAUUUGCCUGAGGAUGCAAGACAGGCACCCUUUCAAGCUAUCACUUUGCCGCAGACCUUUAAUCUGGAUGCCAUGGAAUUGGAUGGUGUUAUGUGUACCGAAGGAUCUUCAGAUAAUCAUCUCAGCAAUCAAGAAGAUAUAACACUUACAGAUCAAAUUCCUAUUGGCGGGGAUCCGUAUGUUGCUAUAACUUUUGAUGAGGAUAUCAUGAGGGAUGCAUCACUUCCGGAUGUGUUCCAAAAGUCUGGGUCCAUACAAAUGAAUGACAAACUUCAUGGUCCUCCAGAGGAUGGUCAUGUGCGUUCUCAAGACCCUGGUCAACACAAUCAGAUAGAAGUGCCUAGUGCAAGUGCUGCUUUUCAGGAUCCAGGUCCAAGUAAUAAGUCACAAGUACUUGAGUCUAUGAGCAAUGACAGUUCUCAAGAUUUUCCAGAAAUUGAAACGAUCCGUGAUGCUCCCCGUGACUUUUACACUGAAAACCUCCCCCCAGUGUUUUCAGAUCACAGAAAUGAUACACCUGAAAUGACCGGUACUUUGGAGGAAGUCCUGAACGAGAAGGAAGCCCAUACUCCAAGUUUGAACAUGUUAGCUUCUGGUGUGCCAUCUAUGCCUUUUCAGCAGCACUCAGAUCCACCAACUUCUGCUGUUUCGAAAGGGCCUCCUGAGGUUUCAUUUGGGUGUGCAUCACCUCAGCUUGUCAUUCAACAAUCUCCACCAGUGCAGCAGCCAAGACAGAGAAGAAUACCAAGGAGGAGGUUCUUUGAUGAGAAACUGGUGUUACCGAAUAGGUUGAUGAAGAGGGCACUUGAAGAUUGUAGCGAUCUAGUACGAAAGAGAAGGAAACUUCCUUCUUCUGCUUUGGGUGUAUGGAAGUUGAAUUGCAGUCAAAGAAUGGGACAGGUUUUUGACGAGCCUUCAUUUACUGGGUCGUGUGCUGAUAUAUGCAUUAUGUUCAACGGGCAGUAUAUCUCUACAAAAUCCCAUUUGGUGGUACCAAAGAAAGUUGUCCCAGAACCUACAUUACUACAGUCUACUGCUCCUACAACUGAUGCUAUCUCGGAGCUGAGGAUUGGGCAAUAUGAUGCCUCUAUCCCAGAUCCAAGAGUUGGAUUUUCUCCCGUUUCAGCUCCUGAAAUUGAAUGUCUUCGACGUAAUGAAAGUAAUGCCACUGACAAUGUUUUUCCUGAAUUUGGGUCUUUCCCAGCUGGAUCCAUGCCUUCUCCGUUUAGAAGAGAUGACUCUCCUUUCUCAACUAACAGUUUACAGUCAGAGUUGGCACCUAAGGCAGGAGCAACUAGCACACCAGAUAUUGCAACAUUUAGUGGAACUCAUGGAUCUGGGAUUGAUACGCCGAUGACAUUAUUGGAGGAGCAAUCACAUCUGGAAAACACUGGGUUUUCAGCUAUUCCUGAAUUUGGGUCUUCUGAAGCAGAUCUUUAUUUUUUGGAAGAAGAUGGCAAUACACCAACAGAAUCCCAAGGAAGCCAAGGGGUGGAUUCCUUAUCUGUGAGAACAAGGGCAGUGGCUAAAUACUUGAAAAAACAGUCCCCUAUAACCCCAAUUUCAGAAGAUCUUCAUAGAGAUCUCAGUUUGAACAAUAUUUUAGAAGGAAAAACAAGAAAAAUAUGUGCUCGAAUGUUCUUUGAGACAUUGGUUUUGAAGAGUUAUGGACUAGUUGAUGUACGACAAGAUGAGGCUUAUGGUGAUAUAACUCUGAAGUUGACUCCUACACUAUCAAAGUGUGGAAUAUGAGGUUAUGUUGGUCAUAUGCAAUGUGCUUGGUAAUAUUUGUUAGUGUACUUCCAUUUCGCUACUUGACCAACUUAGGCUAAGUAUAGGUUGUUUCGCUGAUAGGAAUAGGGGUAAUUGACCUGCGGAGGAGAAAGGAAGAGGUAGAGUAGAGAGCUAUAAACAGUUUUAUAGUUUUUUUGUACAAAAGUGAAAAUCCAGGGAUGUUGUGCAUAGUCAAAAUUGUGAUAGGUUGCUUUAAAGUUUUUUGUAAAAAUCUCAUUCCGACUGCUUGGAGUGGUUUUGGAAUCUAAUCUAAUUUACCCUAACAAGGUGGUUCUAAAUUAUAUACGUAAGUAGCAAACCUUUUUUUA
This is a messenger RNA of Theobroma cacao (cacao), 2486 nucleotides long. It is a transcript of the gene SYN3, whose product is annotated as Rad21/Rec8-like family protein. Gene Ontology annotation, molecular function: chromatin binding; protein binding. The record is from RefSeq and is a predicted model, not a curated record. Gene Ontology annotation, cellular component: cohesin complex. NCBI's taxonomy places the organism in Eukaryota, Viridiplantae, Streptophyta, Magnoliopsida, Malvales, Malvaceae. Gene Ontology annotation, biological process: replication-born double-strand break repair via sister chromatid exchange; sister chromatid cohesion.